Salvia hispanica is the source of this 798-nucleotide messenger RNA. RefSeq lists its product as uncharacterized. Gene Ontology annotation, molecular function: proton transmembrane transporter activity. Gene Ontology annotation, biological process: proton motive force-driven ATP synthesis. The record is from RefSeq and is a predicted model, not a curated record. Lineage: Eukaryota; Viridiplantae; Streptophyta; Magnoliopsida; Lamiales; Lamiaceae.
UGAGAAAUUUGUAGAGAUGUUUAAUGCUUCACUUAAACAGUAAAACUGCGAGGUGACUACUUCUCUCUUGACCUCACUUCCCAUCUCUCUCUACAAGAGCUAAACGGCGAGUUUGUGAAACCGGAGCUCUCCUUUGAUCAAUCUCACAGAAGAUUCACUUAAGAGUUUAAUGGCAGCGAGAUUACAGCAAUUGCAAAGCAAGGCUUGCCAAGCCAAGCAAUAUGUGACCAAGCAUGGAACCACCUACUAUAAGCAGUUAUUGGAGCAGAACAAACAAUAUGUAAAAGAACCAGCAACUGUGGAAACAUGUAGUGAAUUAUCCAAGCAGCUGUUUUACACUCAUCUUGCCAGCAUUCCCCGUCGCACUGAGACCUUCUGGAAGGAGAUUGACUAUGUGAAGAAUAUGUGGAGGCAGAGGCAGGAUGUGAAGGUUGAGGAUGUUGGAAUCGCUGCUCUGUUUGGGCUUGAAUGCUUUGCCUGGUUUUGUGCCGGUGAAAUUGUGGGAAGGGGAUUUACGUUUACCGGCUACUAUCCCUGAAAACACAAUGGGAAAUAAUUGUGGGAAUGAUUUGACGUACUCAUGGUCGGGCAGGUUCAUCACGCAACUUUUUUGAUUUAAAAGAGAGUUUCAGAAGCUGAUAAAUCAGUAUUAAAAUUGAAGUCUUCAAUAAUCAGUACAUCGGUCUUUGAAUUUUCUCUGUUUUGAACUUCCAUUGUUUCCAUUUUACGUUUGAUGAUACUACUACUGAGUUGGAUGUAGCUUAGCUCCUUAUAACAGUUUUGGUGUUGCCAUGAGAA